Serendipita indica DSM 11827 is the source of this 1782-nucleotide messenger RNA. The record is from the annotation of a GenBank genome assembly. NCBI's taxonomy places the organism in Eukaryota, Fungi, Basidiomycota, Agaricomycetes, Sebacinales, Serendipitaceae.
AUGUUCAACGUCGCUCGCUCUCCAACGGCGCGCUACGAGUCUCUCAACGGCCUCGGAGCCAGUUUUGUUGCUGACCCUUUAGCGACGUCAGUGUAUGAUAACGAAGUGGACCCGUGGUCAGGAGUUGCCACUCCCGAGCUGGUUGAACCAUCUUCUGGAGUAUCUACUAUCCUAGGAAAUGCCCAGAUACCGCCGCUCUACGCGCAAGCAUGGAACACCGUCGAUGCUCUGGGCUCCGGAAGCGUCUCUAUCAACUCAUUACAACGUGUAAUCUCUACGGCAAACAUACCCGCAACAAGUACUGAACAGAUUGUCAACCUGGUCACAUCAAAGUCAAAGGUCAAUAAAAGCGAGUUUUACGUUGCGCUAGCUCUGGUUGCUCUCUCGCAGCAAGGCAAAGACGUCACGAUUGAGAAUGUCGUCAGUCUCGCAAAGGACAAUCAGCUGCCCAUCCCCGAGCUUGACACCUCUGCGCUCAACACCAUUGCCGCAUCCACCGUCAAGUCGACAUUUCCGCCCCCUCGACCCGGACCUGUCUAUAACAAUGAACCUGAUCCAUGGACUGCUGGGAGUCGUGGUGCUUGGGACACGACGCGAGCUGGUCAUGCAACGGCUUCCAUUCUGAACAGUGGCCUCCCUCCGCAAUGGUGGAAAGGACUCGAACAGAUCAAUGUCACCUUAUAUGGGCAACAAGGCCCAUUUUUUAACAGAUAUAUGGUCUAUUCGGUCCAUUCGUUUUCACGAGGAGCCGCUGUGCAUCGAAGGUAUUCUGAAUUUGCCUUUUUGUGGGAUGUGCUGGUACGGCGUUAUCCUUUUCGCAUAUUGCCUCAACUCCCCCCGAAACGAAUUGGCCCGGACGAAUCAUUCAUUGAACAACGACGGAAAGGGCUGAUACGCUUCCUUAACUUUGUUGUUAAUCAUCCCGUCAUCAAAGAUGACGGCGUGUUGGCAGUGUUUCUGUCAGAGCCAGACUUUGAAGCAUGGAAACGUCGGACCCCCAUCUCUUACGAUGAAGAAUCAACUGCAAAGAGAGUGGACAGGAUGGACGAAAUGAGUAUCCCCAGUAACUUGGAAGAGAAACUUGCUACUACACGCCAGAGAAUUGGAAUGCUCAUUGAGCAAUGGACGAGGAUAUGCGUUAUCACAGAGCGAGUUGUAAAGAGACGCGAGGCUGCGGCGUCGGACAUUGCCCGUACAACACUCUCCCUCAAUGCUUUGACAGAGGGUAGCGGCGCCUCUGAUGUUUGGGGUCUUCCAACAAGCCAACUCGCUAUCGGAGUUCGACUAGGUGUAGAGAAUGUCUCUGGUCAUCUCAAUACGCUGGCGGAUACGAUCGAGCAGCGAUCCCGUGUUGCCAUCAAUAACAACGUCGAGGCGCUCAAGAUGCAACGGGAUCUCUACGUCGCCGUGCGAGACCUCUUUUCAAGGCACGAUAAAUAUGCACCAGACAAUGCCGACCGCCUGAGAAAGCGGGUGGAAACGCAAUCACAAAAGUUAGAAAAUGUCAAAGCGGCACAAGCUAAUGGAUGGGAAGCUGAAGCGGAGAAACUGACGAGUAGCAUCGAAAAGGAUAGAGCAGCCAUCGUGGCAUGCUUAGCACGUCGCGUCUUUAUUCGUUCAUGCUUGUGGCACGAAUUCAGGGUGGUCUAUCACAAUCGCGAGCAUGCCCUCCUCUCUCUUGCCAUUCAGACAUGGGCAGCCCAAGAGAGGGACUUUAAUGAGGGCACUCUUCGAAUUUGGAAUGCCAUGGUGGAUAGCGUUCAAAACAUGCCAUACGAGUAG